AUUUGUGAUAGUGGUCAGUUACAUCCGAAUGACAAUUUAAAUGUUUAAUGUUAUUCGCUAUAAUUUUGAUAAUCAAUUGAUAAUUUUCAUUUUAUAUUCUGUGAUAAUUAUCGUUUUUUAUCUUUAGAAAUCCCUAUAAAUGGAUUCAAAAGAUAACUGUUCUGUUAUACAUUCCAAAAUAGGUAAAAAGAAGGAUGUCAAAAAUAUGCUUCCUUCCCAUGUAGUUUCACCAAUUCUUUCAGGAGAAAAGACAGGACCUAUGGAUCCCCAAUUAGAACCACAGAUUACAACUGAAUUAUUGACUAAUAAUGAAGGUCUUCAAGUUGUUAAGCAAGAACCUUCUGUAAGCAGUGUAUACACAGAAAAUACUGAAGAUUGUUUGGAAUCCAAUAUAAUUACCAGAAAAGAUAUUUGUGGUGUUACACCAUCUAGGGAAAUUUCUAAAAGUUAUAAAUUCCAGCAUGGUGUAGCAUUUACUAGUACUCCAUUAAAUGAGAAGGAAUUUAAAAAGGGUAUAAAUGUGUUUGACAACUUAAGUAUCAUAAAUGAGGAAGAAGAAAGUUUAUUGCAUGAAUCUAAAGAAUUAGAAGUUGAAAAAGGACCUGAAAAUUUACCUCAAACAACAAAAGAAUGUAUUAAUGCAGAAAAAGAAAAUGAAUCUUCUGAUCUUUCAGUUUUUACGAAAGAUGAAUUGUCACAACUUCUUGACAUUCCAAAUGGAAAAAUUUUAACAAGGGAAAAAUGUGAUGUGAAUAAUUUGAUCUUGUCUGUUCAGAAUGACGUGACGGUUGUUUAUAAAAAUAUUUUUGACAAAACCAUUGAUGAUUUGUUAUUAGAAGGCAAUGAAUUAGAAAAAGUUUGUAAUUUAGAAAUUAAAAAUGAUAAGAAAGAGAUCUUAGGAAAAGCAACAGCUCUUAAACCUUUUGUUAGUCCCAAUGAUGAGGAAAACAGAGAUAACAAUGAUCCUGAAUGGGAAUUGCUUCGGAAAUUAGAAACAGAUGACGAGAGAUAUAAAGCAGUAAGAAAACUUUGGAGAAAUUUAGCGAUUCCAGAUUUAAAACAGAAUCUAUCAACAUUUAACUGGAGGAAGAAAAACUCCUUGCCCGUUCUAAAAAACAUUGCACCUAUUAAGGCCAAUGAAAUUGGCAAAAGGAAGAAAAACUUAAUGUAUGAAUGCACAGAAGUAUUUGAUGUUGGAAUAAAAAAACUUGAUGACUUUUGCGGCAGACAGUACCAGGGAAUACAACAUGAGAGUGAUUAUGAAACAACAAUAAUGGCGUCAUUGAAUAAGAAACCUAGACUUGACGGUGGAUCUGUUCGUGUUUCCAAGUGGAACUAUCAAGCAAAUUAUGAUAAAAUUAAUGAUUGCUUUCAAGAAAGAUUACAUAGGCUCAUUGAAGCUAAGCAAGAGAUGAAAGCUGUCCAUGACUUCUACAACGGAUUGAAAAAUCAGGGAAAUGGAGGAUAUGGAAACACUAUGCUAAUUAGUCACAAAGAGCGCCUAGACCUCCUUGAAAUUGAAUCUAUGAUAAGUCAUUUUAAUACAUGGUACAAUCAUCCUUAAUCCCUAACUAAAAAGAUUGAAAGAAAUGUUUUUGCUUUAUUUUAGUAUUAUAGUUUUAAGUUUGAGUAGUCUCCACUUUUCUAAAGUUUUGAUGUUUCAAUAUUAACAAAUUUGAAAAGUAAAUUGUAUCAGUUAUGUGAAUUUUUUG
Messenger RNA from Nezara viridula (southern green stink bug), 1712 nucleotides. NCBI's taxonomy places the organism in Eukaryota, Metazoa, Arthropoda, Insecta, Hemiptera, Pentatomidae. The record is from the annotation of a GenBank genome assembly.